This is a messenger RNA of Macroventuria anomochaeta, 3067 nucleotides long. RefSeq lists its product as uncharacterized. The record is from RefSeq and is a predicted model, not a curated record. NCBI's taxonomy places the organism in Eukaryota, Fungi, Ascomycota, Dothideomycetes, Pleosporales, Didymellaceae. Gene Ontology annotation, biological process: phosphatidylinositol dephosphorylation. The transcript is spliced from 3 exons. Gene Ontology annotation, cellular component: endoplasmic reticulum. Bases 73 to 2991 code for a protein of 972 amino acids. Gene Ontology annotation, molecular function: phosphatidylinositol-4-phosphate phosphatase activity.
CAACACCAACUCUUGGUCUGCUAAUGCGCUGCUGUUAACAAUAAUUCUCGCUCAGAGCGCAUAUUCAAAAACAUGCCGCUUGUCAGGAAGCUCCUGAUCUUCGCUGCCGGCGAUGGGCUCGUGCUCCAGCCCCGCUCACAUCCUCACGCACAGCAACAGCAGGCUAUAAAGAUCGACUACAAGGGCAACGUUGGGCCCCUGCUCAAGAAUGACCAUAAUGAUGAUAGCACACUGUCGUCUUUUGAAUCGCACGGGGUCGUAGGGCUCCUCAAGAUUGCUACCUCGGUCUUCCUGAUUUCGAUAUGCGGCCGCGAACAAGUCGCACAAGUACGCGACAAGCCCAUCUAUAAGAUCACCGAUGUCGCCCUAAUCCCUCUCGCGUCACAAUCCGAAGCCGACAAAGCCAUCACGUCCACGCGAGAACACCUACAGCGACACAACAAGCCAAGAGGAACAGAGGACGAUACAGACAGCGAGAGCGAGGAUGACGCACCUAGCGUCACAGACUCUUUGGUAGAGGAAGCAGCGCAUGCUCAAACGGAGGUCAAGGAUCCUGUCACAGGCCAGAGAGGGCCUGCAGACAAGAGAUCUAGUGUCGCCGAGGAUGUCAUGCAAAAGAAGGGUGUGUAUGGACGCUUCGCCGACAAGUGGUUUUCGCGCAAGGGUUGGAGCGCAGAAAGCAGACGUACUCAGGGCCUGAGCUCAGAGGAGGAUCUUGCUGCAAAGAACGUACCCAAGAACGUAGACUCAACAGGUCCCACAAAAGAGACAGAUGCAUCAAAAUCAGACAAGUUACCGAGCGACGAGAAUACAACGCCAGAUUCGGUCAAACCAGAAGACAUCCCAAAGGCUCUUGAGGGAGAUAAGGACGCGACAACAAUAGCGCUAUUACCGCGUGUGCUGCAGACUACCAAAAUGUACUUCUCGUCCGGCAACUUCUUCUACUCGUACGACUACGAUCUGUCGCAUAGCAUUGGAAAUCAGCCUACGAAUGCUAGUGUCCCGCUGUUCAAGCAGUACGAUCCUUUGUUCUUCUGGAAUCAGCACAUCGUUACACCCUUCAUCGAAGCUGGUCAGCAUUCGUUCGUCUUACCUAUUAUGCAGGGUUUCGUUGGACAACGUCCAUUCACGCUCAAGAUUGCGGAUGGCAAAUCGGACAGCUUGGUAAUUGACGAGGAUGCCACACCGGACGAUAUACAAUUGCAAUCGUGGCACGAAAAACAGGAGAAGGAAGGAGCUGCGGCAGCAGAGCCUGCCAAGGAAGAACCAGCAAAAGACGUCGCGGAUGGAAAAGAUUUUCUAAUCACUCUGAUUUCAAGGCGCUCGGUGAAGCGUGCUGGACUGCGCUACCUUCGACGUGGAACAGAUGAUGAGGGCUGCACAGCGAACACUGUCGAGACCGAACAGAUACUCUCGUCACCAACGUGGAACACAUCACAAGACAAGAUCUACUCCUUCAUACAGCUUCGUGGCUCGAUACCACUCUUCUUCUCUCAGUCACCAUACAGUCUGAAACCGCAAGUCACCACGUGGGGCUCCUUCGAAACCAACGGCCAAGCAUUCAAGCGCCACUUCAAUGACCUCGUGUCACGCUACAGCGAAGUCUACGUCGCCUCGCUCAUCGAUAAGCACGGUACUGAAGCUAAGAUCGGCGAACUGUACGAGCAGCAUGCCAAGGACCUUAACGAGCACGGUGGUCUCGACGGCAAAGGCAAGCAACUUGGCUUCGAAUGGUUUGACUUCCAUAGUGUCUGCCGCGGGAUGCACUUCGAGAACGUCUCCAAGCUCAUGGACAGUCUCGGCCCCUUCCUCGAGUCGACAGGCUGGACAGAGAUCUCCAACGACGAGAUCAAGCACAAACAAUCCGGCAUCCUACGCACAAACUGCAUGGACUGUCUCGAUCGCACCAACGUUGUCCAAAGCGCCACGGCUCGUGGCGCCCUCGAACAACAACUCUCGGCCGGCAACUACACCAUCGACCUCCAAAACGACCCCUCCACAUCUUGGUUUAACACGCUCUGGGCCGACAACGGCGACAAUAUCAGCCGUCAAUACGCCGGUACUGCCGCGCUGAAAGGCGAUUUCACACGCACACGCAAACGCCAGAUCACCGGUGCGCUGACCGACUUCGGUCUCACACUGACCCGCUACUAUAACAACAUCGUGAACGAUUACUUCGCUCAGGCAGUCAUCGACUACCUCCUCGGCCGGGCAACAGACACCAUCUUUGCCGAAUUUGAAGCUGACAUGAAGUUGUCGGACUAUUUCAUCGACGUCCGCAAAGUCCGACAAGCAGCCAUCGAACGCUGCGCUGCACGUGUUAUUGAGGAUGAAGACGAGGAUCUGAUACACGGAUGGACGCUCAGCGUACCUACCUCCGCGAAUCACGUCAAGACAAGCACGUUUGAGGAGGCUGUCCUUCUCCUUACAGAAAAAGCACUGUAUUUCUGCCGCUUGGACUGGGGCACAGAAAAGGUCCGCGAAUUUGAGCGCGUUGCGCUGGAGAACAUCCAGGGGAUUAUGCGCGGCGUGUAUAUCACAAGUACCCUUGCGCAACGACACAUGGAUGCUGAGAAGAACGUUGGGUUCGUGGUCAGGUAUCGGGCGGAUGCUGAUGGCGAGGCUAUAAGGAGGAACACAAGGGUGCUGGACUCGGGGGCUGCGAAUGAUGAGCAGAAGAGGGAUGAGAAGAAAGCCAAGUCCGAAGAGGGGAGGUUUCUGGCUUUCAAGGCUCUGCCGCCGCGGAGCAGUGUGCCGAGCGAGGGCGAGAAGGCAGAAAACGAAAUCGAAGUGGUGAAAGAGAUUUGUGAGGAGGUUGUUAGGAUUGCUAAUAAGGCGAAGAAGGCGACGCAGAUACCUGAGGCUGGUGAAGUUGUUGACGAGAGGACAUUGAGCGUUGAAGACGAGGAUAUCAUCAGUUUGGCGGAUGCGAAGAAGAGUACGGGGUAUCUGGAGCAGAUUGGAUAUUCGCUGAAAAAGCUGGUUUGGUAAGAGCAACCAAUUCUUCAUGACAUAGAGCAAUUAUGUAAACAGCAUGCAUCCGGAUAUAUAAACGACCGCUUACAGU